AUGGACGGUCGGAUCUUCAGCCUCCUGACGCUCUGCUGCCUGCUGCACGGCUCCCAGCAGGGUGUGUAUCAGCGGCGUCUCUAUAAGGAGCUGAUGAGGAACUACAACCCGCUGGAGCGACCCGUCAGCAACGACUCGCACAGCCUCACCGUGCACUUCAGCUUCAGCCUGCUGCAGAUCAUGGACGUGGAUGAGAAGAACCAGGUCCUGACCACCAACAUCUGGCUGCAGCUGUACUGGACAGACUACUACCUGCAGUGGAACAUGUCCGACUAUCCAGGUGUGACCAACGUCAGGUUCCCCGACAGCCAGAUCUGGAGGCCGGACAUCCUGCUGUACAACAGUGCCGAUGAAAGGUUUGAUGCCACCUUCCACACCAACGUCUUGGUGAACUCCACUGGAUACUGCCAGUACCUGCCGCCAGGGAUUUUUAAGAGCACGUGCUACAUCGACGUGCGCUGGUUUCCGUUCGACGUGCAGCGCUGCGACCUGAAGUUCGGCUCGUGGACGUACGGCGGCUGGUCUCUGGACCUGCAGAUGAUCGAGGCCGACAUCACCGGCUACAUCGCCAACGGAGAGUGGGACCUCGUGGGGGUCCCCGGCCGGAGGAACGAGCGUUUCUACGACUGCUGCAAGGAGCCGUACCCGGACGUGACCUUCACCGUGGUGAUGAGGAGGAGGACGCUCUACUACGGCCUCAACCUGCUCAUCCCCUGCGUCCUCAUCUCCACCCUCGCACUCCUCGUCUUCCUCCUGCCCGCCGACUCCGGGGAGAAGAUCUCACUGGGUAUCACGGUGCUUCUCUCUCUGACGGUCUUCAUGUUGCUGGUCGCUGAAAUCAUGCCGGCGACGUCCGACUCUGUUCCUCUCAUAGCUCAGUACUUUGCCACCACCAUGGUGAUCGUGGGUCUGUCGGUCAUCGCCACCGUCCUGGUCCUGCAGUAUCACCACCACGACCCCGACGGAGGACACAUGCCGCGCUGGACCCGUGUGGUUCUGCUGAACUGGUGCGCCUGGUUCCUGAGGAUGCGGCGUCCCGGCGAGGCGAGGGUCCGUCUGGCGUGCCACAACGCCUCCAAGCAGCGCCGCGGCAGCCUGUCCAGCCUGGAGCUCAGCGUCAGCCAGGGCGUGCUGCAGCACCACCCGCAGGUCACCAACGGCAACCUCCUCUACGUCGGUUUCCGCGGCGUCGAGGGGAUGCACUACGGCUCCUCGCCCGAACCCGAGCUGCUGUGCCCCCGGCUGGUCGGCGGCGGCGGUGAGGAGGAGGUGCUGAGAGCAGGAGGAGGAGGACGGAGAGGAGGAGGUGGAGGAGGUGGAGGAGAGGGAGCAGGGGCGUUGGGAGGGAGCUCGGCGCUGGAGACGGAGCUGACCCAGAUCCUGGAGGAGGUGCGCUACAUCGCCAGGCGUUUCCGCGGCCAGGACGAGGAGGAGACGGUGUGCAGCGAGUGGAAGUUUGCGGCGGCGGUGAUCGACCGGCUGUGUCUGAUGGCGUUCUCCAUCUUCACCAUCCUCUGCACCAUCGGCAUCCUCAUGUCGGCUCCCAACUUCGUGGAGGCCAUAUCCAAGGACUUCUUCACCUGAGGAGGAGCAGAAGGAGGCGAGGAGGAGGCAGGGGAGGAGGUGUGGGUGUGGCACUGACUCCUGUUGUCCUCUCUCUGACGCUGUGUGGGGAUCCUACAGUUUAAAGGGGAACUCCCGUGUUUUUUUUUUUUUUAAAUGAGUGCCAACAGGUCAGGUUCCUCCUCAGCUCUGCACACAGUCAGCGAACUUUUCCUUUAUUCUUCAUCAUCCAAUCACAGCAAACUCGGAUAAACCUUCUGUUUCCUCUUCGUUGUACGUCAUCUGUUUGGCUCUGCUUCCUGUCAAUCAGCUGACAGCCGCAGGAAGACAUGGAAGCCUCCUCCAGGAAAUAAUCCCUCAGAAACGCCGGGCUGUCACAGCCACGGCGUUUUAUCUGUUAGUGGCAACAGCAGCUCACUUCAAGGUGGAUUUGACGCUGUAACAUCUGAAUUUAAAAACACCAACCCUCCCAGAAAAAAAAAAAAAACUACUUAUACAUCAAGCAUUUCCAAAAAGAUGAAUGAAAUGUAAACUACAUGUUAACAGAAAUCAGU
This is a messenger RNA of Myripristis murdjan (pinecone soldierfish), 2117 nucleotides long. Its product is annotated as neuronal acetylcholine receptor subunit alpha-7. The coding region runs from base 1 to 1584 and encodes 527 amino acids. Gene Ontology annotation, cellular component: postsynaptic membrane. The record is from RefSeq and is a predicted model, not a curated record. The transcript has 10 exons. Lineage: Eukaryota; Metazoa; Chordata; Actinopteri; Holocentriformes; Holocentridae. Gene Ontology annotation, biological process: monoatomic ion transmembrane transport. Gene Ontology annotation, molecular function: transmembrane signaling receptor activity; acetylcholine-gated monoatomic cation-selective channel activity.